This is a messenger RNA of Pristis pectinata (smalltooth sawfish), 1986 nucleotides long. RefSeq names its product G2/mitotic-specific cyclin-B3-like. The record is from RefSeq and is a predicted model, not a curated record. The transcript is spliced from 12 exons. Bases 328 to 1629 code for a protein of 433 amino acids. Gene Ontology annotation, cellular component: cyclin-dependent protein kinase holoenzyme complex; centrosome; nucleus. Gene Ontology annotation, biological process: mitotic cell cycle phase transition; regulation of cyclin-dependent protein serine/threonine kinase activity. Gene Ontology annotation, molecular function: cyclin-dependent protein serine/threonine kinase regulator activity. Lineage: Eukaryota; Metazoa; Chordata; Chondrichthyes; Rhinopristiformes; Pristidae.
CGCUCGUCUGGAGCUGGUCUGAGGCGUUGUGGUGCUUGCGGCCUAGGCUCCGCUCACCGGAAGCGCCGCUUACUGACAGCCUUUUUAUCGCCAAUUCGCACCCCUAAAGUGGCAUCUUAACGUCAAACUGGAUCGAAUUAAACCUGAUUCGAGUUUUCUGAUAGUCGCUACCAUUUGUGUGCUAUUUCCGUCGAAUUUUUCGUACUUCAGCUGAGCCUCGGUCUAACGUAACGAGGUGCCCGCCUCCCAGCUGCCCUCGGCUGGGAUGGGGUUGUCGGGAAAGUCCGCUGGGAGCCUGCUGCGUUCUUCUCAUUCGGCGGCUUGGCCAUGGCAGAUGCAGGGUUUGACCCUGUGGUGUUCCGGCUUGGACGAGGGAUGAAGACGCGGCCAGCCAUUCUGCGGAACUCAACAAAGGCUGCAGUCACUGACGUUAAGCAGACUGGCCCGGAUGAGACCGACAGUGUGUCGAAGGGGCCCGUCGCUCAACUACAGGCCUCAGCUCUGAAGAGGACCACGUGCGGAGAUAUCACCAAUGUGUGUGUGAACCAAGCUUCAUGUGUUUCAAGGAGGAGAACCAAGAGCACCAUGAAAGCUCCACGGAAACAGCCAAUGAGAUCCAAGCGAGAGGCUGGAGCACCUGAGAGCACCAACGAGGACCUGCUCAGCUGGUUCCUUGAAGAUGAUGGACUGAGCCCUGUGACGGAGGUGGUGGCGGAGACGCAGUCUCCAGAGAGCACCGGCGUGUCCCAGAGCCUUUUGGAGGAAUCUGUGCCCCCACAGCCUCGCCUGUUCCACCUCUCCGUAGUGUGCAGCCUGGAGGAACCAGUCAUGCCAGCCGUCUAUGCCGAGGACAUCUACAACUACAUGACCCAGCGAGAGAAGCACUUCGCCCUAGUGAGUUACAUGCACCAACAGCCUGACCUCAAUAUCCACAUGAGGGCCGUUCUCAUCGACUGGAUGGUGGAAGUACAGGAGAGCUGUGAGCUGAGGCUGGAGACCCUGUACCUGGCCGUGAAGAUGGUUGACCGCUUCCUAUCCAAGCAGCUGUGUGGCCGGGACACCCUGCAGCUCGUCGGGGCCACCUGUCUGCUCAUUGCCGCCAAGUUUGAGGAGUUCUGCCCACUUUACGUCGAUGACUUCCUCUACAUCUGUGACGGCAGCUACAGGCGGGAGGAGAUGCUGAAGAUGGAGAGGCAAAUUCUGCAGGUGCUGGACUUUGAUAUCAACGCGCCAACUGCCUACCACUUCCUGCGGCACUUUGGCAAGUGCACCGCGGUUGGGUUGAAAACGCUGACCCUGGCCCGUUACAUCUGUGAGCUGACCCUGCAGGACUACAGCUACGUGGGGGAGUGGGCAUCGAGUGUGGCAUCGGCCGUCCUCUGCCUGGCCAUCAGGAUGGACAGUCUCGAGGGACAGCCACGGACACUGCAGCAACCAGCGGGCUACGUCAGGAGGAAGACACACGGGCUCCUGGGCCGGCUGAACCAGAUGGUCAGGGAGCAGCCACACAAGAAGCUGCGGGUCAUUUACUCCAAGUACUCCCGCCGAUUAUCGUUCGAAGUGGCGAAGAUUCCUGCUCUGGGAACUGUGGGGCUGGAGGAAUUGGUGUCCGGAGAGGAAAUUUCCUAGGAGCCCACCCCAAUUCCCCCCGCUGGCAGGCUGCCAGCUCUCGGCCUCCGGACAGACACCCUGCCCCUGGCCCUGGCCCUGAGCAUCACCUGUGGUCCUCCCCGGGACCCCCUUCCCCACUCUGCUGGAGCAGGAGAUCUUCCUGCCCUGGGAGAUUCCACUGGACCAGGAGAAUCUCCCUGUUCCAAGAGAUCCCAUUGGAUUUUGGGGUUCCUGCUGGACUGUUGGACUGGGAUAGCCCUUUGAUUGUGGGAUGUCUUUGGUUCUGCAGUUUCUUCAGUGGUGUUCAGCGGAACAGCCCCGACUGUGUACUGGAGCCCCAGCAACAAUGGGUUUCACGUGUUACUGUGGUUUUAU